Messenger RNA from Malaya genurostris, 19148 nucleotides. RefSeq lists its product as uncharacterized. NCBI's taxonomy places the organism in Eukaryota, Metazoa, Arthropoda, Insecta, Diptera, Culicidae. The record is from RefSeq and is a predicted model, not a curated record. Bases 921 to 6266 code for a protein of 1781 amino acids. The transcript has 2 exons.
UGAAACAGUUAACUUAUGUUAUGUAAAGUACGCGCUAGUCAUUCGAAGUAUUUCGAUAUUCGUCGGUGUGUGACCUAAUCAGCCAUCAUUGGUUCGGGUUGACUUCACUUCGCUCCUAAAAGUGUGGUGACCUUUCGGUGUGUCUGACACCAAUAACUUAAAGCGAAAAAAAUAAUAGUACGCAUUAGCUACACUUCUGUAGUAUUCAAAUAACAACACAAGACGUCGAAUUCUACAAAGCAGUUGAAGGGAGUUUUGACAGAUCGCGCAAGCGAGCGUAAAAAAAGAAAAUGGAUUACGGGAGUGCUUGAAUGGAGAAAAAUUUAUAAUUUAGCUAUAUUUUUAUUAUAUGUAGUUUCUCGUUUCUCUUGAAUGUUAUUCAUUUCAUUCCAUCACACAUACUUCGGAGUUAACGCUUGCACAACAGUGUGGCAGUGGCACAUAGCUGAAGAUCGCGACAAUGUAGUGGUAUGGGUGUGCCUCACAGUGUCCAGAGCGGACAAGUGUUGGUAUGGAAGGUCUCAAUCUGGCGGAAGUAUGAGUGGGAACAGUUGGUGUUUAUAUGAGGAAGGCAAAAAUCGAAUAAGAUUUUGACAGCUCGCCGCUUUUGAUCAAAUAAAAAUAUGAAAGGCAAGUGAUAUUGAUUAUUUCUUCAGCGGAGAUUAAAUUCGUGAGAAAAGUGAGAGAAAAAAAAUACACGAGACGUGAGCCUUGAUAAGUCCAUCAAGACAUGAAAAAUGUCCAGUGUGAGUGAGAGUAUGCGAAGCCAAAGAAAUUGUCUAUCCUAGAAAACGUGUACUGAUAAAAAUGGUUGGGACAGUGUCUAGCCUGCGGAAUAAAAAAAUUAGUGAAAUGUCGAUACCGAAGAAGUAUGCCUUAAGAGCAGUGAAAUAACUCAUAGUGGAAGUAAUGUACUGGAUAUGAGUACAGACGUUAGUUCGCAAUGGAGAUCACUCGGAUUCAACGGCAAGUCCGAGUCUCGGUCCAGAUCUCCUGUUGCCCAAUCUCUCCCCCAGUUACCUAAAUUAAUUCCUUUCCCAGAGAAGAAAGUAGCAAAUAAAAAUGUACGCAAGAAAAACAAUAACAAUAACCUGAAUAAGAUUAACAGAAACCUUGACAAAUCUAUCACCUCACAAUCAGAAAUUGUUAUCGACGGAAGCAAGUUUAACUUGAAACCAAUCAUUAAACUAAAAGCAGUUCCUUGGCCCCAACAUAAUUCCAAUAAGAAACAGCAACAACAGCAACCGCAGGACGAAGACAUCGGGGACGACAUUAAUAGUAAAUUUACGAAAAAUGACAGUAGUAUAACGUGUGAUGAAAAAAUACGUCGCCCUGCUGAAAAGAGACAGCACUACAAUAUUGUUGCAGGGGAACGGAAAGAUGUUGAUGCGACUAAGCUGAUAUUUCGACGACGCAACACAACCCCUACAACAAGUCGUAGUGUGACAAGUGUCGUUGCUACAACUAACAAAACUCGCACGUUAUCUACCCCAGCCACUUCUGCUGAGGACAGUAUGCAAUCCGUGCCGGGGAGCACGGAAAAGCCAACGCUAACGUUCAACAGUGCCGAAGUAUUAGACACAGCCCUCAUGAGGAACGUUAAAGCGGAGCCCAGCAGUAAAGUUCCAAAGCGAAUUUUUAAACAGGAGCCAAGAGAAAGUCCUGUCACGCCAAUCACCGCACUGAUAAAAUGCGAAGAAACCAUCGAAACACAUCGUAAAUCGAAUCGACGGAGACAAUUCACCGAUCGAAUAAUUGAUACAAUGUGCAUACCGGAAUUCUAUUUCAAAGCCAGGUGUCGAAGUAAAACCAAAGCAAGCAGUUCUAAAAAAAGAAACCCGGUAGCUAUAGCAGCUGCAGCUGCCAAUAGAACCAAUAUCCGGGUAACACAAAACAAAAACAAAACAAACACCAGCAACGGCUCCAGUAGUAUCAGUUGCAAAAAGGCAAAAGAGGUUAACACCCUAGAAGAAUGUACCGUUCCCCGGUUGAAUCCGAUUUUUCUUUUUGUGAAGCAAGAAGAUACACGCAUUGUCGAGGUUCGUUGUGAGGACUAUGACAGACGAAAUCGUAUACGAAUAACCAAAACUUCUAAUGGACUCUGGAGAUCGUAUCCACGUACGGACCCCAGUUCGUCGGUGGUGUUUUCUCUGUUGCCGAGACAUGAAAACAAGACGGAACAGUCAACAUUGCACUCAGACGGCAUUCCAAAAGCAGAACUACCAAAGUACAAAAAAUCUCACAAGAAGAAAAAGAAACACAAAAAGGAAGUGAAACAAAGGGCGUUGAUGAAGCGAACACUUCUUCGACCAGGGAGUAGAAUAAGUUUGAAUGUACAUGAAGUUAAUGAGUCCCAAUUGUUCAACGAUGAAGUGAACAAUGAAGAUGAUGAUGUUAUUGACAUAACGUUGUGUGACGAGCAGGAUGCUAGUGACAGUUUUAUGGAUUUGAGCCGGUCAAAUGUUAAUGUUGAAAAUAUUAGUAAUCGGAAUAAUUUAACCGUUGAUAGUAACAAUAUCAGUAAUUAUAGUGAUUGCAAUACCAACAACAGUAGUCUAAAUAUCGCCACUAGCCUAGAAGAAAUCAGUACCAGUAGUAUUAAUGCCACACGUAAAACAGAUAGCAAUAAGGACGACGCUAGUGACAACGACGUUGAGUUGAUUCCAGAGUCCCAGGAAAUCGUUCAACAUGGACUGAAUGAUGGCAAUAGUUGGUCGGAAGAACUGGAUAAUAUCGAGGCACAGAUACCAUCAACUAUCAUCUCGGUGCAAAAGCUUCAACGCAAUCGUGCCAUUGCGCAUGUCGGAGACAAUGUUGAACAGCACACAACAACAGCGGCGCUCAAUAAUUUGAUUGCACUAAAUGAACUUGAGUUUAAUCAUCAGGAAAACCACGCGAACGAGUGCAUUGAGAAAACAUUCUCCUAUCAUUUGGAAUCCCUGCAAGCGGUUGCGGCGGUGGCAGCUGCGGCUGCCGCCGCUGUCAGAGGUGCCUCCGCAACCAUAACCGAUGCAAGCAAACAGAGCACCAUUGGUGAAACUACUGAUGCUGCUGUCAGUGGUACAGCGCCCGCCACCAGCCCCACCAUUCCAAGAGUAGGCGCUAGUGUGAGUGUAAAAGAAGUUGGGGAACAAGGUGGCAAAUCGUUGCACACAUCAACAACUUCCGAUGCACCGACUGUGCAUGAGAUUGACGACGAUGGAGACGAAGUGUGCGUUCUGGAGUCGGAGCCAGUACAGCAGCAGCAACAAACAAAAGGACGAAAUGAAAAUAUGUGCCUGGAUAGCGCAGUAUACGAAAAUUGUAAGACGGAAUCGGAUUGCAUCCAGAACGCGGAAGUGCAACCGCAUAUCACAAUCAGUAGUGACAGUGAGCUGGAAGAUGAUGAUCCAAAGCAUCAUCAUUUGAGUGAAUUUAACGAUUGCAGUGACCUGAUCGAAGGAAUUCGUGAGAUACAGUCUGCCAAUCCGGAGGAUUUACUACAUGCCAACUGUGGUGAAAAUACAAUGACUGGUGCGGAGUUGCUCGAUUCGCUGGUAGAGCAACGGUGUGAAGACAAUCAUAUCUCGGGAACGGAUGAUCUCAAAAAUACAGUUUAUUCCAUAUCAGAUGAUUAUAAUGACGACGAUGAUGUUCUAUUGGAAUCAGAACCUGUUGCCGACAUUAUCUCCCGUCUUGGCGAAUCUCUGAGUACAUCACCAAAGUGUUUAUCAUUUAACGAAGCUGGUGAAAUUGAAGGACUGACCGGUGAUUUGUUCGAUACCACACACCACUCUCUGCAAAUGGACGAUAACUUACCAAAUCCAUUUUCGUCGCAGAACCCAACACUUGACGAGUUAUCAAUUACGAUAAAAGAUCUAACCGAUAGCAGCGAACAUGCAAAUUCUUAUUUUAUCAGUGCGGAUAAAACGAACAAAGAAUCUGAAGCUCCUAUUGUUAUAUCACCCGAUUCCUGCCAGGAAGAACUACCAAAAGAUCUCAGCUGUCGCAAACGUAGUGAGAAGAGUACUGAUUCAAUUGUAACUCUCUCCCCAUCACCCCGGCCAAUAUCACACAGUUCCGAUGCCAUUCAAUCACCACAACCUAGUGGUUUACCAGCAGUCCCACCGUCGCCGGAUAUUUUCCUGCAACCGAAAUCAAUUUCAAGCGCCGUAAUGGAAACACUCAUUUCUCAAGCUUCCUCAACUGGUGCAAAACCUAGAACAAUACAACAGAAAGAACCUCUGAAUCUCGGUAAAUGUCGAAAAUCUGCUAGUCCGACGGUCAGCUGCUCGGAAGAGGCUAAGCGGCAAUCAAGCACCGAAGAUGAACCGAAACCCAAACGAAUCAAAACCGAUCCUGAGUCCAAAACAUCCAACAAUUGUGAAUCAACUCCUGGUCCAACAACGGACAGCAAUUCAAUUGCUAUAAGUACAGGCAGCAGUAGCACAAGUAGCUCAUCCAGUCACGGUAAUCAUGGGGAUUCCACUCGAUUGGUGGAAAUGCUUACCUCUGGUAACGAUCCAGAUGCACUUACGCAGUUGCGUUUGCUAAUCGGUAACCCAGCAUGGAAAGUACCUGAUCCACUACUAGUGCCAAAAGAUCGUCUCAAUGCAGUUCUGGCAUCGCCAGCCCGGGAAAUUCCACUGUUACUAACCACUCGACCCGAACUGCGAUUACCUGAAGCAUUUGCGUUUCCGAAUAUUCUACAGGACCCGGACAUUCUGGUUAUAUCAUUAUCGCAACUAGAAAAAAUAUUAGAAACUCAAGAUGAGCUACUAAAGAUGAAAACGAAAACGGAUGCUAGUAAGAAAACUGCUCCGAGCCCGUUGGAAGUGUUGAAACAAACGCUCACAGCUCAAGCAGCCAAGCAAAACCCUAUGAUGAGUUCACUUCUGGCUUCCGGUUUGGCCGGAGAUAUCGAUGCUGCUACGGCAGCAGCGUUUAAUCAGAUGCUCUGGUUACCAUAUCUAGGUCAGAUGGGGCAAUUCGGUCCUGAAUUGCUGAAAGCAAUGAUGAACAUUCCGAACUCCUCCCCAAAUGUUUCCGAUAUGUUACCGUUCAUGGGUCCAAGGUUUCAGGAUUUCUGUGGAUUAGCCAGUAACCCUAUGGAUUACAAGCGUCAGCUAGAGUUCGCCAUGUGGCAAGAUGCAUUGAGCCAAGUCAACAGUGCCAGUUUGCAGCGGAAACAAGAAGCUCAGAAGAAAGCAGCAACCACAGCAGUUCAUGUUGAUCGCAAGCCUAUAAUACCGCCAAAGACCUUAGAGCAGCAAAGAUCUGUGGCAGCAGUGGCUGCGGCUGCCAGUUUGUUCCAACAGCAAACUCAACAAAAUAAAAAACCAACCUCCGUAAUGAACCAACUUAACUCCCUCUCAAUACCUCAAUUUAUGACGCCCUCGAUGCCAAACAACCGUUUCAACAGUAAUACACGAGCCACAACCAUGCAAUCUCCUUCAUCACUUCAGCAGCAGUUCAGUCCGACAGGAUUCAAAAAUAUGCCAAACUUGAUGAGUCAGGCUGCGAGCGCACAGAUGCGACAGCAAACCCACCGGCCGCAACUAUCUGCUGCUCAGAAGAGUAGACAAAGUACCAAUCCCAUGUUCUCAAACAAUCCCUUCUUGAACCUUCCAAACAACUUCCAAGAAUUCCACGAACAACAGCAACAAAUCGCUCGGAAGUUACAAAAAGAACAACAUCACACCCGAGAACAGAUGCAGCAUCAUCAAGAAGAGCAGAAACCUCGAGUUACCUGCAAAUCAUUGAUGAAUUUACUGCAACCGGAGAAACAACAGCAACUGCAGAAACACAAUACCAACAAUAAACUAGCUAAUCUAAUGGCUUUACCUGGUAUUGAACUAUAUGCAGCUGGUCAACAUGACCAGAUUCAGCAGCAAUUGUUCCUACAGCAGCAACAGCAGCAACAACAACUGCUGCUCCAACAGCAGCAUUUGCUACAACAGCAGCAGCAACAAUCUCAACAACAACAACAGCAGCAACAAGGAAAAUUAAAAGUAAAACCCGGAUUGCAUCUGCUAGAUCCGGCAGCCAUUCAGAGGCGGCUGCUGAACACCGAUGAGUUGCCCGAAGUGGGUAGCACCACCAACGGAAUUGAUGAUACGACGGAUCUAACCUCCCCGUUGUGGCAUCCACUGUUUGGAAGUGCUCAAAAAGCUCCAGGCAAUGUUAGCGUAGGGACAACCGGAAGUGGCAGUACGAGCACAGGGUCCGGUGCCAACAGCUAUAACAGCCCUUGGCAAUGGACUACUAUCACGGCCAGCGGAGAAUGACACUAUGGGGCUCGUAAAGAGCCCGCUGUUGCUGGACUACAAUCACAGGCAGCUCCUCAGAGUCAACAGCAUCAUCACGGUAGCAAUAGUAACACCAAUAACCAACCACAAUCUACCAGCCAAUCACAGCAUCAACAGCAACUUCAGCAGGCUCAGUACCAAUCUUUUGGGAACAGCUUGUCCAGCUUGCAGCAGCAGCAGCAACAACAACAACAACAUCAACAGCAACAACAAAACUCUUCCAUCCAACAUCAACAACAUCUCCAGCAACAGCAACAAUCGGCUCAACAGCAAUCCCUGACGACUGCGCUCAAUUCUGGCCACCAUCAUCUUCAACAGGUUCAACAACAAUCUGAACAACAUCAUCAACAACAGCAACAGCAUCAAAACCAUCACAAUGUUCCUUCCCACCAUCAUACACAGCACCAUCUUGCGGCGCAAAAUAAUAUGAUGGCGGCAGCCACAGCGGUAACAGCAUCCCAACGAAACCCUUUCGGAUUCGAUUGCAAUCAUUUUCAGAAUUCCUUCUAGGUUCAAUGCACUAAAGGUAGUGUUAGUGAAAUUUGUCUUAAUGCACUGAGAUGGAUUUUGUCGUUUGGUUUUGUGGGGUAGAACGUCGGGUUACUUUUGCAGCAAAAUCUAGUUUGUUGAAGCUUAUUGUAAUUCAAUGAUCCAUAAUUUUUCGACUAAAUCUCUUAUCGUCUUCAAUUGCAAUAAUUCAUACAGCUUUUAAAUAAUUCAAACCUACAGUCAAACCUAGUUAAUCAAACCUAGAGUCAAACCUAAUUUAAUCUGAAAGCUAAUGUUUUGCUAAACAUACCAAUCAGAAACAUUAUAUUUUAUACCACUUGAAAAAAAUCUUAGAAUUGAACUGGAGUUAAUUUGGUCGGAGUCAUAGCUACCACAAAAAAUUAUAGGACUAUAGUGCUUAUCCUCUUCUUUAUUGGAAAAAAUUAAAAAUUUAUUCUCGAACAGCUUCUCGCUACAUAUAAAACAAAAUUUGGAGCUCCCGUCUCUUCUAGAAAUAUUGAUUUUCUGUCAUAUGACUUUUAUAGCCCCUCGUACUCCGCAUGCUAGCUCCCUUCGUGUCUACCUUUAUUCGGCGAUACCCGGUUUUUGUGGGACCCAUAAUUCUCCCCGUAUUCGCCAUAGCUCCCCACUACGGGCCUGUUUUAUAUUGUGUUGAAAGUAAUAAAACUAAGAAAUAUCCCAACGAAAUAUGAAAAGAUGGUACAUCGUGCGGAGGGCAGACUUUAAAAGGCGUGCGCGCGCACCCACCCUUUUCCGUAGGAGGCCGAACUCACACACAUCUUUGAGAUCCCGAUGGUGCUGGUUUUGCCGUGCUGUUAGUGUUCACCUCGAUGUGUUCGCGAGUCGAUACGCAGAACUCAAGGGAGUGGAAUGGCCACCAAAUUCUUCCGUCGUUUUCGCGCCACCUGUGUAUGGGAGACAGCUCAAGCAGUGGUAGUAGGUAGAAGCUCUUUUAGCACAUCCUGAACUCAGGUUAGCAUCAGAGAAACAACAGAUGGGACGUGUAAAGGCAGAUGAUAUCGAAUUCUCCUCAUUCGGGGGUACACGCAUACGCACGCACGCAUAACCCACCGGAUUCUCGGUGUGGAAGCCUGCUGCCUGGCGUGCGAUCGUAUGGAAAACGCACCCAACUACAACUACCUUCCAAGAAGUGCUGGUACUACUCCUAAAACCAGGACACACGCAUCGAAGCCAACCAAAGCAAGCAAGUUUCCAUUAAAUAUGUGUAAAUUUCGCAAACAACUACAACGAAACUUGGAAGUAAGCAGUGGAGAUGCAACUGCAAACUUGCUCGAUGCACACUAGGGAAGCAAGUGUACACAAAUGCCUUUCCGAAUGGGGCAUCCAUUUCCGGAAAAGUGCACUUAACCGCCCUGCUUCCAACUGGCACUAUUCGGGUGGCAACAUCAUCACACACAGCCCCACGGGUGACGGUUUUAAUGGUAAACAUAAUAUAUUGCAAGUAAAUAUUGCUCAAAAUCACACACUGCACAUCCUGUAGCGCUGUUCCGGUUGAGAUCGAAAUCGUAUUUCUACAUACUCUUCGCUUCCAUGCCUCUUCCCAAUCGGUUGUACGGCACGUACCUUCCAGAACCUCAAAGAACUCUACGACGUGAUAUGUCAGCAUGUUGUACCGUCGAGCUACCCAAUCGUCUAUUUUCAUGCAGUGCCACACCCGUAGCGUUACCGUUGAAUCCUCCCGAUUCAACCCUGAACGAAACACACUCCCUGCAAAAGACAUCAAACCAAAACCACAGAAACUAACCACUAUCAUGAUCAGCAGACAGCGCACAACAGAUGCGAAGCCUACCAGGGUCUAUCGCUUUCUCUGUCCAUCUUUCCAAUUUCACCCCCUUCAUCACCAAAUUAAUACAUUGAAUAAUUAAUUCAAAUUUGAUGUUACUCUCGAAUAGAACACUCGUUCCAGCACCCAAGCCUCGCAAUAUAUUCCAUACUCGCAAUCAACUUCCCGCAUAAUCAUAGAAGACCCCGUACAAGUGCUUCACGAUUUUCGCCCACCCAGGUAAUUUCCCGGGCAAUGUUUGUCCGCGCCAAACGCAGUAAAGCGAAGCUGUCCAGCGCAAAAUUCGUUUACCGGCCAACAAAUUCAAAUUAAAAACAAAGAACCGGGCGCAACUCUUGGGCACCACCCCUUGAAUAUACGGCACCGGAGAACUACUAGUCGACCUUUGGCCCCAGCUUUUCACUCGCCUCAGGGACGUACAUACAGAUACAGAGCAAACCGCGUGUCGUAUCAUCAUUGCGAACUGUAAGCUCUAUGCAAAUUCCCAUGGCGAGCUGAUAAUCGACAAGUGGAGCGAAAAUUAAAAUUAAAAUUGAACGACAUUCGGAAACUUGCAAACUCAUUCGUGAGAAUAUCCUCGAUAUCCAUGUCAACAGCACAGACUAACAGACAGGACACUCAAAUUAGAUUCUUCAAUCAUUUUAACGGUCAUUUCGAAUAUUCCUUUAUUUGGGACAGUACUCACAUGUGUCAUGAUGGCGCCACGUUACCCUAUCAAAAACAUCCUGUCUGUCAUCUAGACUGUGUUUAUUUUUUUCAUUUACCAACAGAGUUGCCAUUUAUACAGAAUUACCUGUAAUGUAUUGAUUUGUAUACGUCCAUGCGAAUUUCAUGCAGGAUACAGAUUUAAUACAUAUUGCCAAAACUAUAUACAUAAUUGUGCCUACUUCUCAUCCUCCAACGCAAUACAAAAUCGAACCCGUUUUGUUACAAUAUUUACUUGCUUCUGGACUGCCGCCACUUAAUUUCGGGUGAAAACCACCAACACAAUAAAAAUAGUCUAGAUGAACAACGUUGAGUCAAAUAAAUGGUUACCUUCCAACAUCGCGAAAAAGGUAAAUAUAUUUUCAACGUAAUCCAAUAAUUUAAUGUGACGAUUCAUUUUCAAAUAUUAUGAUGAAAUCAGGCAUCCCUGCAAGCAGCUGAUCGGUGUUGACAAACGAGGGGAAACCAACUAGUAAAAAAACUUUUACAUAACACAAGGGGUGUACAGAUAGUAAAUAGUUCGCGCAGUACAAUAUAGGUGGAACUAGUGCAUCACGAAAAAUUAUUUUUAUAAGAAUUUACUCAUACUGUCAUGUCUGUUAGUCUGUGUCAACAGUACGGGCGGACACAAAUGAGUGAGGUUUGGUAAAAAAAACGAUUAGGUUGGAACAUGUAGGGAUUCAAGCGUGUGCUCGUAUUUUGUACAAAGUACAGCUUGGAUCAUUUCGUACGACUUGAUUCACUGAAAAUAUAGUUCUGUAGAGCGGAACAAUUGAGAUCCUUUAACCUGUCAAAUUCAACUUUCUUCUGAACUUCCAGAGGAAGCACAUAAAGAAUCAGAAUACAAAAUCAUCAAAUUCUUUUUCAAUACAUGUCUUGCAGAGCCAAGUCGGUAGGAGUCAAACUCUUGAUUAUUUGUACAAUGCAAAUAUUGUGCUAAACCUGCUAUUUUAAUAUCAGAACGGGGUUCAAUUUUCAAAAUGUAUUUAUAAAAUGCAAAAAAAUAAUAAUAUACAGAUUCCGUACGGUAAUUAAGAACAUUCGAAGGUAAUUUUUAAAGUGUCUUUUGUUAUAUUUUUUAUAAUUAAAAACCUUUAAACUAGCAGGAAAUGAAAGACUGUUUUUGAAAUCUCUAACUUACUUACUUCUGCCACUGAUUAUUCGCGCAUGAAGUGCGCCAUGAAUUGGAAAAGUCAGCUGCCGAUUUAGAAUCUUUGGCAAGAAGCACAACACACAAUGUUCGGACACUUUGAGAACACAUAAUUUGUCCAUAAUGUUCACACCCUAUUAAUUCUGAAAGUCUAUUCCAACGUGUUGUCCAAAAACCUACGCUGUAAGUCUCAUGUUAUGCGUAGAGGACAUUUUAGCUCAGUUAGUUAGUUGAAAUCAGAGACAUAUUCAAAAACAAGGUCUCAUGAGUUCCUAACGUACACUUAAAAACAAUCGUGUAAAAUUACGUCGAAAAUGAUACAUUUUUACAGUUGAUUUAACACAAGAUGCAUUUUGAUACACAAACAGGUUGUUUUCUUUUCUGUGCUUUCUAAUUUAUCUAAGACCAGAAAAAUGACAAGGAGUUACAUUAAAAUUUUACCCGCGUUAUGUAUACCAAGUUUCCUGUCAAAAUGUUACGAGCUGUGAGUAUCGUGUCGUCAUACUUCUUCCAUCAGUGACCGGAUAAAUCAUUUUUGUCUUCAAUAAAAAAUUACAUCAUUCCAUUUUUUUUGCCUCAUAACGAAUAUAUACCUGCAACCUUCAUCGACUUGGUUUGUAUCAUUAGGUUAAGUGCAGCGUGUCAAACGAACAAAUUAAUUUCGUAAAUUACCCUGCAGUACACCAGCCAGUUGUGGCCUAAUGACCACCUACGACUACAACCUGGAACUUAUCUCAUUAUAUAGAAUGGGGUGUAAGCAGUCUUUGGUAAAACCAAUACAGGAAAUUUAUUUUGACAAUCAUUACACGCGCGAGCACCCAUACGACCAGCGGAUGGACAUAUUCCAUCCUGCCCGUAGAACUAACUUUCAUGUAGAGUUGAAUCACCUUCAAUUACGAGAAAAAAUUUUUCACCUUGUAAUUCAAAAAGAAAAAGGUAAAAAAUAAAAUGGUGAGCAUAACUGAAUGAAUAUCUACACUUCAAACAUGACACAGGCAGAACUUGUGGCUUGAAGAAAACGUAAUUUCAGUAAGCUCAUGAGCCGAUGCUCUAUCAUUCCAGCACUUUCGAAAUAUCUACUGAAACAGAGUUGCUCUGGAUAUGUGUUGUGCUGGUGGUUGUGCAGUACUCACCCCCGCUAUCUUCUGAGUAUAUUUAUUAUUACGAUCGCGCAUAUAUACCUUAACCGUGGUUUUCGCUAGUGGCGUUCGCUGGCAAUUAAAGAGGGAAUCCAUAAAUCUAUGAACAAAAUUAAAUGUAUCCCACUGUCUUGGCGAUUGCAAUGUUUUUAUGGUUGUAUGCGUUUUUCGAUUCGAUUAUAUCUGCGGCUAUGUGCCUUCAUAUUCGUUUUGCACUUCAAGUGAAACUAGGGAUGUCGGAUUAUCGAUCGAUUAAUGUAGUAAUCGAUUAGUAAACUUGAUAAUCGACUAAAGGGUAAUCGAUAAUUUCGAAUGUUAUAUGCGAUAGUGUGCUACAUCAACUAUUACUGAUUUUUGUUGUGAAUACGACUUACUUUACUAUGGGGCGCCUUUUCAAAAUUUACCAUAUGGAAGAAUGGGCAGAACUUAAUUGUGAAUAUAUUGACUUGUAUUAAGACGCAUUAAACCAGUUCGGCACCAUUUGGCACUGCGAGCGGAUGUGUUGCGGUUCGUUCGCAAAGCUAGUUUCAAUUCAAACAAGAGCGACUGCGUCAUACAGAGCUGCUGGUCGUUUUCAUUGGAGAGAAAGAAAUCGUAAAGUGGACAACGUUAUAUAAAAUCAGCCCUUCUAAUGGCUCUAAAUAUUACCUAAAGAACUAUAAAGAUUGCUUCUUUGUAAAUCGUAAAUUAAAAUUAGCAGUGUAGUGCAAAUCUAAGAUAAUUUGAUUAGUUUUUUGCAAUUUUCACAGUACUAAAUUCGCAAUAGUGUUUAAAAUCGUUUAUAUCCAGUCAGUGUUUAAUAUCUUAGAGAAUUAUACAAUUUGGCCCUUUACUGUAUACUACACAUUUUUCAACCAGUUGUAGUUUGUAGUAAACUUUCUGCUGAUUUCUUCUGAUUGCUAAAUAAAAUGCAUAGCACCGACUCAGAAGCCAUUCAUUUCGAAUUUGGCUGUCGUUGUCAUCGUCUUGAUUAUGGUGCGAUCGAGGAAUCUCCAAGCGAAAUACAAAGCUUGUUACCGCAAGCGGAAGAAGCAGGAGACUCCAACAGAACACAUAUCAGUAUCGCACCCACUGACAACAGGUCAGCCUGAAAAUAUAUGACAGAAGUCAGCGCUAUCCAUCGGAAGUCAAUGGUAUCCAACGGAAUUCGAACUCAACUCUUCACUCUCCAUCACGAACCCCUUCAUAAAAGGUUCUUUUCAGAACGACCAUUAUUUUAUCAUGAAGAACUAUACUGAUUAUUUCGUAAUAUUUGUGUGUCAGAAUGUUUAAUGUAACUAAUCUGUACAGUAGUUUAGGUGUAUCGUUCCAAAUUUUAGUAGUGUAAAAGGGCAAAACUUGCACAAUUCACACAAUCGAUCAACUAAUUGAUAUUCAGAAGUAUAAAGAAAAAGUGUCAGUUUUAUUAGUAUUCACGAUAUCCAGUUAUGUCCCUGACAUUACACACAUGUACUUUUUGUUGAACACCACCUUAGAUACCUUCAUUCUAACACAAACUCUAACCCGUGGAGACAAUCGGUUUCAUUCCCAACGAGUCAAACCCGGUAAGCACAUGAAUACAAAGAAAUGAAAAUUGAUUGUUACAAAGCGAAGAAAUAAUGCCCUAAAAUCAAUCUUUUUAUUGAUUCACCUUGUCUACUCUAAUACACCCGUACGGAUAUGUAUAUUCGAUCAAUUACAUCAAUGCAGUUUCUGCAUCGAGAUAAUAUUCCCAUGGGGAAGACAAUUUGCCUCGACUAAACCAUGAAUACCAAUAGAAAAAUCAAUUGUAGGUAUUCUACCGCACACCGCACUGAUUGCAAAGACGGUAACAGCCUUCCAACUUACUUACACAUCUAUCCUUUGGUACAUCUCCGCAUAACAAAGAUAAACAAUAAAUUACUGAAACCCGCAUCAGACAAAAGCAAAUUCUUCAAUCGAAAUCGAAAACUUUCAUAUGAAUGUACAUCUAUGUAUGUAUAAUCAAAGUCAACACGACCGGCCGAAUGAUUCGGGAUUCAAGCAAUUGAAGUUCAAUUCACUAUAACCAGUUUGCUGAUUUGAGAAUAUUUAUUCUGCCCUUGCUGGUAAACGAUUUGAAAAAAAAAAAUCUGCAUUUAAAAUUACUUACCAUUUUUCAAAAUUUUGCAAUAUGAUGCAAAAGUUUUUAUUCACGACUACUUGCAGGAUCUUCUUUUUUUAUUCAUUAAUAUAAUAUUUUUUUAGGCACACUGCUUAAGCUCUAAGAUGCCAAGGGAAUUUUCUAAUCUUUAUUAACGACUAACUUAAAACUAAAAUAGUAUCAUUAGAUUAUGUCGUUUCGGAUUUUCGAAAAUCCAGCUUUCAGCUAGCGAUCGACAGUGGUCGGUGAAUGGGAUAUUGCAUGAGUCUUCCAGAUGAAAUGCUGGAUCUCGUUGUUAUUUUCUUCAUUGGAGGAGAGGCGCUUUCAUUGCUAUUCAUCGAAUGAAUAGAGAGCAGUGGUUCGCUAUUCUCGCUCCCAUCCAUUGGUUCAGCAUCAAUGUUGUUGGCGGAAAAAUCGUUACCGUUUGCCCAGGAGUUGGGUAAAUUGUUAGCUACAGCUGGUGUACCUUGUUCUAUAGGGGAUACCGAUGGUUUUGUUGAGGAGGAUGCUUCAUUGUUGUUGAUUACUGUCACCGAUAUACUGGGGUUAUUCGAGGGUGGUGUGAAAGGUCGAAUUUUGCACUGUCACUGUCAGUUGUAUUCUUUCGUAUUGUCUGCGGUGGCUAUUGUUUAUUUGGUUCACCCAUUUUGAACUCGUUCUAUUGUUCACUACACAAUACUGUACUUGGUUUCUGUCGUUGCGAAUGAGGGCGGUAUUGUUUUAUCGACUAACUUGGAUGAGAUGUGAAAUCGAAAAAUUAUCGCAAUCCUUGUAAUUGGAGACUUUUAUGAAACCUUGCAACUUGUGAAAAACUUUGAUAUGUAUAUAAGCAUUCGAAUCGUUUACCAAUAACGCAGAACAAAUAUGUCUAGUAAGAAAAAAUUAUUUAAACUGCCCGUUUUCAAUUCAUACAUGCAUAUGGUUAUCUCCUCAAUCGUGUGGUCCUUGACGUAUUGCUGCAAAUUAAUUAUGGCUUUAUGCCAUGACAACAGCAUUGUGUGCUAUUACGCCUGAGCUCUGUUUACUCUCUUAUAAGUAGAAAUACGACUAAGUUUCGAUAUUUCUAGUUGCUGAUAAAAACUUUGGCCAUAUUAAUAUUUUUGUCGGUUUCGUUGGUGAGUUUCGCUCAAGUUCGUCUUUUAUGAAAAUAUAAGAGCUGAAGACAAAUACGAUUCUAAUUUCAUUUGCAUUGCUGCUGACGUUGAGUUCCAAGGGGUUUUUAAAAAUGAUGAUGAAGUGUUUGUCAGCAAGCCGACUAAUUAACCAUUAUACAGUAUGCAUUCCCUCCAACAUCAUAACAACCUCAACAAAAUUGAAUGUUAAUCAAGCGGAACAAUGCAGUGAUUGGCGACUACAUUUUGAAGUUGAGGUAAUGAAAAACAAAAUCGACUGAAAAAUUAUUAGGAACAUACUUAACUCACUCAGACAAAAUAAUGCGCAUCUCUCAUAUUUUGUUGACAUGUUGGUAAUAAGAUCUCUAGUCAAUUUACUUCUUAAUACUAAAGUAAGAGCAAAUGAAAAAUCAACUCUUCUCAGUUACCGGAUCUUUUUUCCUUCAAAUAAAAUGGCUUCGGGCGAAAAUAAGAAUCAAAUUCAGAGUCGUAAACAAAUUUCCUAAUAAUCCAAAUUGAACACUCGUAACAAUUUUAGCCGGCAGUGUACACCGCGGACAUCGGGAAACGCAUCACCGAUCUGAUGGACGAUGGAACGGGUAGACAUACACGUGAUGAUCAAAUCUAUCGAAGUACAAUAAAUAUAUUUUUCGAACGCGCCAAGUAUUCUAGGAUAGACGAUAGGACAGCUGAAACCGGCAGGCGAGAAGUUGUGUUUCUUCGCAUGCGCACUACGUCCUUCUUCUCCUCGCUCUCUUCCGGUGGUUGUCGCAACUAAGCAAAGAAUAUCCUUUCCACGUCUGUUUGCAUUGUUUUCUCACCCACCGUCAACCUGACUGGUUCUGUCAUCGUGUUGCUGUUGCUGAGCAUAGCGGUUAGAAACACACGCUUGGAUCUGAACACAACGAUGGGGCUUAGCACCCAGUUACAGCCUUCUUUUCCUUUGUUUACAUAUCAUUAGUUCCGUUUACAAGUUAUUGUUGCUAAUGCUAAUGCAUGUGCAUUUUCAUCAUCUCGGUCCUGUGGCUACAUACGACCCAAGGGCUCUUGUGGUUGCAGUGACGUAACGCUUUAUCAAUUUGAUUAAUGCCGUUUUCGCUUGAUACCAAACCUUACCCAGUUUCCACCCUAACUGCUGUCAAACCGUUUGUUUGAAGCUAGUUUCGAACCUAGUUUUAACGUUGUUGAACUGAAAAUCAAGCCAGUUUCGAACCUGGUUUUUAUAUCAGGUUUGCUCAAACCCCCAUUGCUAAGUGCGAAAUCAACACAGUUUCGUGAAAAGUGUUUGUUCGAUGAAACUACCCUGGGUCAGUUUCGGUUUUCUCAAGCGAAAACUACAUAAAUAUUGCUUGAAUAUGGCUUCGGGAAAUCUAAAUAAUGAGAUUAAAAAUAUUUUGCCAUUUGGGAAGCCAUCUGUACAAAAAUCUUAAUUAUAUUUUUGAAAUAAAAUCAUUUUUUUUAAAUGGCUGUAUGUAAAAAUAGCAGUUGUUUAACGAUUCACCGCGUGAAUGUAUUUAACGUCAAACUGACACAAACUGACCCAUUCCAUUCUUUGUUUCAAAUAUGUCUGUAUUAUAUUGAAAAAAAUAUGAUCAUACUCAGUUAGCUGCGUACUCAAUUCGUUCUCUUUGAAACCAACGGUAGCAGCUCGCUAAAGAGUUAUUUCUAUUAAGUCAUGUUCAAUUGAUUGGCACUAAUAAUGGCAUUGAAUUGGGGGUAACAUUCCUAUUUCAUAUCACACAUACAGGAAAAUACGUGUUUAAUAAUUUAUAUAUCUGCAUAAGUGUUUUACCAAAAAAAAACAAUCUGCGAGAAUAUUUUCGGUUCUACAGAGGGAAAGAAAACAAAAAGUUAGAGCAGUAAGUUUUGCUAGACCAUCCAUCUCAGUGCAACAGUUAUUUUCGAUAUCGUUAACGGGAAAGUAAAUGAAAUUCGAACGCAAGAUGAUGAAGACUUGAAACAUUACAAGGCACAAUGGAAAAUGCAAUUAUAACAUAAAAACUUCGUUGGGAGCAAUCUGUAUAUAGUCUUUUUCCGUUAUUAAAAAAAUUGGUCUCAGCAAGAAAGAAAUUCCAAUUUCGAAAGAAUAAUUCAAUAUCGAUCAAAACAAAACAAAAUCAAAACCUACAGUUGUUAUAUAGAUAGUAGCAAAACUAAAAGCAAACAAAUUCAGAUAACAUCAGACUAGUCUCAUUUAUUGUAUAUCUUUCAAAACUCCUAGUUGCAAUGUGAACAACCUAAAUUAUUAUAAGACAGCAUACUAUAUAGAAAAUUCUAGCUGAGCAAGGAACAUGAAUGAAGCAAAUCGAACUAAUAAUCAAAUUCUAGGACAAAAUCAAACCGAAAAUCUACUCAACAAGAAUUCUUCACUAUGAUUGAUAUUGAGACCAAAAACCAAAAAAUAAUCUCCUGAAUUCAGAGAACCGUAUAUAGUUUUAGGUCGACUACCUACGUAGAACAGACGUGUUUUUAAUUUUAUAUCCCUAUUUAUUACCCGUAUGUUUAUCUAAGUUUUAUAGUUUAACUGUUACGUUUUCGUGGUUGAAAAUAUGUACCCUCACUAAUGUAAUGCAACGCAGACUAGUUGCCCAAUAAAGAAAGCUAGGAAAACCCGCAUGUAGUAUGAGUACGUGAUAAAAUAUUUUGUUACGUUUUCUCGCCACUAUGUGUUUUUUUUCAAUAGUCUAAAAGCUAAUUGUAACAUCAAUGGAGCCAGAUGAUACGAUACAACUGAUAAUUGUUUUCAAAUAUGAUUUGAGAUAUAGAAAUGGAAAAAAAUGACACUUAUUCCAACUUUGAUUCCAACUGUAAAAUAAACAGAAAUCCUUUCGCUUCUCACUUUAUGUUUCAGUACUACCGCAGCGAAUGAAGUGGACAGUACUUUUUAUGUAUGCGUGUUUGAUUAUAUGGACGAUUAUACGUACGUUGCCGAAUGGAAAUGAAAAGAGCACACGACCUUUGCUAUUUAGGUGCCAAUGCUUAUAGAUAAGCAAGCAAACAUUGAAAACCCUUCAUACAUUCUAACGCUUCUACGAACACAAAGAAAUAAGAAAGCAUGAUGAUUAAGCAAAAGAUGUCGAUAAUUCGUUUCUAGUGAAAUUAAUCAUAGCUAAUGGGAAAUUUAUCAUAUGGCAAAUAUAGAAAAUAGUCUUACCCCGGACAUAUUAGAAGGAGAAACAGAAAAUGAUUUUUUUUUAAUUUUUGACGAACUGUGAUGUAAAAACAUAUUUAUUUAUAUUUAAAAUAAAAUCUUUAUAUAAUUAUUCCGAGUUCGGAUUCAUACAAUAAAUGAACUUAUGAAAACUCGAUGAUUGAACAUAAAAACCAUGUUGUGUAAAAGGAAGUACUAUUAGUCCUACUGUGUCCUGUAUAGUCACACGACACCUGAUGUAAAUAUUCUCUUUAACAAAUUAUAUAUAGACAAGCAUUACAGAAAUUAUGUAAAACAUGUUUUUAAUUUUACCGAAACCAAUUUAUGUGGUGAACUGAACAAACUAAAUCGCAGCGACCUUGUUUUGAUUUCGUUUUCAUCAGGAAAGACAAUAUGCAUGCUUUCUUUCAACCAGAACAGUUGAAUCCUCCAUUUAUCGCGCUGAAUGACUAGUACCCUCUGAAUAAAUGAGAGUUGCGAUAUGCGAGUAACGUUUUAUGUCAUGCUAGACUGGAUAAUAGAACGUAGACACAAUAAUGACGAACAUAAAAGAUUAUCUACAAUACCUACGUUAAUGUCAUCAAAGCCACUAUUUUAAAAGCGCAGCAAAUAUUAGAUGUUCAUCAUACACAAAAAGGAAUAUACAGAAUGUACGAAAAGCAACAUUUUAGAGUUAUGAAACCACACCGUCUUCACUGGAUUUCGGUAAAAUGCAACUGAAUGUUGUUGCGGUAAUUCAGCAACUUUUUAGACAGUCAUCUAAUGACACCAGCUGUAGAAAAUUCUCGGCCCUAAAACCAGACUAACAUUCAGUAGCUAUUCUAGGAAAUGUCUACUAAGAAGAACACGAAAUGAACCCUCUUUCUCAUCCUCGAAAAAAAAUAUCCCGUCUACCAUUUAUUAUAAACAUAGUCCCGCAAGCUAUAAUCAAUCUUUGAACCUAAAUACGUGCGGAGCCGUACUAUAUAAGGUUUGUAAGAACACAGUAUAACAAAAUAAAAUACGCACCGGAAGGUAUAAUUGAACAUGAGGAAAUGCAAACAAGUAAUACCUUAACCUUUACAGAAGGAACUUUAAAAUAGAGGAAACAAACUGUAAACUAUAUCAUGACGUGGGCAACCAACGUAAACAAAAUAUUUAAAUAUAAAAAGAUAAACGAAAUAUAGUUCUUUCAGAUAAAAUAUAAUAA